AAUAUGUUACUACUUAUUCAAGCGAGAAGCUCUUCCUCUCUCGAGUCUCGCCCCUUUAUUAAAUUUACCCAUGACUCGUAGACUUAAUAAAUUAGGUAGAUAUAUUCGCGGACUUUAUGCAAGCGAGAGGCACUACCUUACAGCUGGACGCGUUCGCACGGUGGCUGAGACCUCGCACCGCAGCAUCCGUAAGAAAAGGAAUACUCUUCUUAUUAUCUAAGCCGUUGAUACCGUACAUGUAGUCCUACGGUUUAGAACGCCGAGUUGAGUUUCUUCCCUUACGCUAAAGGAGGGAGGGUAUGAUCUUUUUUAGGGCAGCCAGGGUACCUCCAUAACAAGAUAUGCUUAUAACAUUUCAGAUUGGUCUCUUCCUUAGCUUCGUAGAUCAUUCCCUCUCGACGUCGAUCAUCUGGCUUCCUCUAGGACCAAUGGCCCCCACGUCCAAGCGGAAGCCAAGAAUGGCUAACGGUUUUUUCCUAUCUUAUGGAUGCUAUGCGGGAAGAUGCAGAAAGACGUUUUGUGAAAGGCAGUUUUUUUUCCCUCUAUGUUUUCAUGACACUCGUUCCAUUGGAAACUCCGGCUAUGAAAUUUUACUGGGCGUCAAGCACCGAAUCAGUGCUUCGAUCAACUGCGCAAUAAGUGCUGACGGCGCAGCUAAAGUUGAUAGCGCGCGUUGGGCAUAAGUGGUAGGCCAGUAGGCCCAUUGGGCACAGUGAUAGACAAUGCAUCGACGGUAAGAAAUCGGCCCCGAUUGAGACCGCCUCUUUUAUUCAACAGUUUGGGUACUACGAGAUGGUACCAAGCCCCUCGAUGAAGACUGGGGAAGUAUGUAGCGAUGCCUACAUCAAAUGGGACUGGGGGAUACGAACUGGCCGCCUUUAAAAUCAUUCAGGAUUGGCCUUCCCACCUUUGGAGUUCCUCGCAGAUUAGAAGGGUUUAGCCAUAGGUCUCAAAGCCGACGACCUCAGCAACACCACUAGGAGGCCUCCAUAAACUCAAACUAUUACAACCCAAAUAGACGAUUGCGACUACAUCCCACGAUCUAGAAAGGGGUCGAUAAGGCUGUAUGUGACUAAAUAUCAUCGUAGGUGAGAUGCCGGUAGUUCCAGGGCCUGCAUAUAAGCGAAGAUCGCUGCAGCAUCCGAUAUCGAGACAACAUAACCUGUGAUUGGCUCAUCGGCAAGGAAAUAGCUGUAGGGCCAUGUUUACC
Molecule: messenger RNA, 1210 nt
Organism: Daldinia caldariorum
Lineage: Eukaryota; Fungi; Ascomycota; Sordariomycetes; Xylariales; Hypoxylaceae
Exons: 1
Coding region: 342-683 (113 amino acids)
Source: RefSeq, a predicted model, not a curated record